CUCCUGAUAGCCUGGACCUUGUCCCCUUAAUCACGAGCGGCGCAGAGAGUGGUUGCAGUUCCCCUCGCCGAGCCGACGCGCGCAGGACCCACCCACCUCCGGCCUCUACACCGCAACCCAAGGCCGCGCAACUGAUAGCACUGUUCAGAGUGUAUUACUAAAAACGGUGCGAGCGUUGUUAGCAGAAAGAAGUGGCGGCAUGUUGCCGUGAGCCGGCCGACUUUCUCUACGAAGACCGCCCCUCCCGUUCACGUCGCAUAAGCAGAGGCUCACUUGCCUUCGAUUUCGGCGCAGUGGAGAUAGGUUGAAACUGUCCUCCGUCUUCGGUCACGUCGAUCCGUCAUAAGACGUCCCAAAUGCCUCCGAACGCCCACCAACGCCCGAGCGGUCCUUUCACCCACAACUCGCACGCAUACGGCGGUCAGUAUGACGGAGCGAGUAGCAGUGUAGACGGACAACGCGAGGCUGUGAUAGGGAGCAACUCCAGACAUCAUUCACAGGGUGUUGUUGCCUCCCAUUUCCUGGCUCAAGACCGCGAAACGUGGAUGGACUUUCUGAGAGACGGUACCGAGACCACUGUCAACCAGCAACCACAGUCUGCAAACUCCUCCCCCGCUGCCGCCUCCGAAGCCCGCUCAAACCCCUCCUCCUCACGUUACACACUUCCAAACCGCCCCUCACCACGCACCGAGUCGUCGUCCUCUCGCAGCUCCGAUCGCAAGCGACGCCUCACGACCGCGGACUCGCCUUUGAGACGACCAUCGAGCAUACGCAUGCACUCGGAAAACACUGGGGACUCGAAUACGGACCCGAUCGUGUUGGACUCGUCGCCUGCUUCGAAUAGACCACUUCCACCCACUCCAACCAUGGGGGUUGCAUCACAUACGCAUACGGGGCCUAUGAGGAGGCAGAGUGAUAUUGUGCUGCCGCCAUGGCAGCCGGAUAGCGAGGUCUCGCAGUGUCCCGUGUGCAGGAGGCCCUUUUCAUUUUUACUCCGGAGGCAUCACUGCAGGAAAUGCGGAAGAGUCGUAUGCGCUUCCUGUUCGCCACAUCGUAUCACCAUCCCCCGCCAGUUCAUCGUGCAUCCGCCAUCUGAAAGCACGGCAAACUUCAUCGACCUGACUGGCGAGGAUGAGAACGCUAUGUCGCCAUUCGGCCCGUUCCGUAAUCCAGCGCUAGGCGGCGGCGAAGAAGUCCGCGUUUGCAACCCAUGUGUCCCUGACCCAAACUUCAGUCCACCACCCCGAUACGACUCACUUGGUCAUGGGUCGCGCCCCUUUCCACCUCGAUCGACACAGGUGCCAUCUGCGCCGCCGCCGCAUCCUCGUGCACACAGGAGUAGUUCGAGUGUACAUGAUGCGAGUCGCUUUACGGGUCAAGGACAGACCCAUGGUGCACGUGAUACCUCCAAUGAGAGUAGUCAGAACAGAAGAGUGAGUUAUCAUGGUAAUUCCAAUAUUGGAGAAAGACGUCUUCCACCCCUUCCUCCAUCUGCGAUUCAGCAGCAACACCAGCAUCCUCACCACCGCGCCCCUUUGAUCUCCCAAACCAUAGCCAAUAACCGCGCUCGACAAGCGCAAAACCACGUAAACUUUGGCUACGGAUCUUUCUCCGGCACCAGUCCGUUUGGCCAAGCGACGUCCACGCCUGUGCCUCCUCCCCUGCAGCCACAGCACGCACAGCCACCCAGGCCCAGAAGACAGAUUCCCGAAGAAGACGAAUGUCCCAUCUGCGGCGAAGAAUUACCACCAAAGGGUCCAGAUGGCGACGAUGCAGAGAGAACGCAACACAUUGAGGAAUGCAUUGCUUUGCACUCUGCUUCUCCUGGUCCUACGGCGGCGUUGAAUCGAACGCAGACACAGAAUAGCCAGAGUUUGCCUACUCAGCGGACCCGUGGUAUGAGUAGUGCAGGAGCGAAUCUCAAUAAUAAUCAUCAUCAUAACAAUGGCGGCGAAGGGGCUAGUAACUUGCAGAAUCGGAUGAGUCAUGCUGCUAGGGGCAUGUUUCCUUAUGUGGCGACGGAGAAGGAUUGUGUGGAUGAGGAGGGGAGGGUGGCGGAGUGUACGAUUUGUCUCGAGGACUUUGAGGCGGGGGAUAAGAUGGCUAGGUUGGUUUGUUGGUGCAAGUUCCAUGAGACUUGUAUCAAGGAGUGGUGGGAUAAGAAGGGACGGGGUGCUUGUCCUACGCAUCAGUUGCAGGAGUAAGGGGUUGUGCUGUUGGGUAUUGCACCGUUGAUUGCAAUGGCGCAUCGUGGCUUCUUAUAGAUGGGGUCUGGUUCUGGCGUUAUUUGUGGUAUACCCCUCCAUCAUUCUUUAGCAUCUGGUAUCUCGCAGUGUUUAUAGAUCGCCUCUCCUUUGGAACGUGGUGGCGUAGCAUAGUUGCGGAUAACAUUAUUACUACACUCAUUAU
Messenger RNA from Alternaria alternata, 2409 nucleotides. Its product is annotated as FYVE-domain-containing protein. Gene Ontology annotation, molecular function: metal ion binding. The transcript has 4 exons. Lineage: Eukaryota; Fungi; Ascomycota; Dothideomycetes; Pleosporales; Pleosporaceae. The record is from RefSeq and is a predicted model, not a curated record. The coding region runs from base 357 to 2204 and encodes 615 amino acids.